Molecule: messenger RNA, 1628 nt
Organism: Sesamum indicum (sesame)
Lineage: Eukaryota; Viridiplantae; Streptophyta; Magnoliopsida; Lamiales; Pedaliaceae
Product: glycerol-3-phosphate acyltransferase 9
Biological process (GO): triglyceride biosynthetic process
Cellular component (GO): endoplasmic reticulum
Molecular function (GO): glycerol-3-phosphate O-acyltransferase activity
Source: RefSeq, a predicted model, not a curated record
CGCAGUGAAUCACACACACACUACUCACCGGCACUCGCACUCAACCAGCAGCAACAGAAGCAAAACCAAAUUAAUAGUAGUGGUAGGGGCAAUUGGCAAGCACACACACACACACACACACACGGCCCCUCACCCACUCUCAAUUCUCUUACCUAUUAUUAUGUUUAUUGAAUUGAAGUAGCAGAAUGAGUAAGCUUAACACAUCCAGCUCCGAAUUGGAUUUUGAUCGCCCCAACAUCGAGGACUAUCUCCCAUCCGGAUCCAUUCAAGAGCCUCACGGCAAACUCCGCCUGCGUGAUUUGCUCGAUAUUUCACCAACUCUCACUGAGGCCGCUGGUGCAAUUGUUGAUGACUCUUUCACCAGAUGCUUCAAGUCAAAUCCUCCAGAACCCUGGAACUGGAACAUAUACUUGUUUCCUUUAUGGUGCUUGGGAGUGGUCAUCAGAUAUGGCCUUCUUUUCCCAUUAAGGGUAAUAGUGUUGACAAUAGGAUGGAUUAUAUUUCUAUCAUGCUAUUUUCCUGUGCAUUUCCUGUUAAGAGGGCACGACAAAUUGAGGAAAAGAUUAGAGAGAGGUCUAGUGGAGUUGAUUUGCAGUUUCUUCGUUGCAUCAUGGACAGGGGUUGUCAAGUAUCAUGGUCCACGGCCGUCCAUGCGACCUAAGCAGGUUUUUGUGGCGAAUCACACAUCCAUGAUUGAUUUCAUUGUUUUGGAACAAAUGACUGCUUUUGCAGUGAUUAUGCAGAAGCAUCCUGGGUGGGUUGGAUUAUUGCAGAGCACAAUUUUGGAAAGUCUAGGAUGUAUCUGGUUCAACCGCUCAGAGUCCAAGGAUCGUGAAAUUGUUGCAAAAAAGCUAAGGGAACAUGUCCAUGAUGCUGAUAACAAUCCUCUUCUUAUAUUCCCGGAAGGAACUUGUGUGAAUAACCAUUACACUGUUAUGUUUAAGAAGGGUGCAUUUGAACUUGGCUGCACUGUCUGUCCAAUAGCAAUCAAGUACAACAAGAUAUUUGUUGAUGCCUUCUGGAAUAGCCGAAAGCAAUCCUUCACUACACACUUGUUGCAGCUUAUGACAUCCUGGGCUGUUGUUUGUGACGUUUGGUACCUAGAGCCUCAAAAUCUGAAACCUGGGGAAACACCCAUUGAAUUUGCAGAGAGGGUGAGGGACAUUAUUUCUGUUCGGGCCGGCCUCAGAAAGGUGCCUUGGGAUGGAUAUUUGAAGUACUCUCGGCCUAGUCCGAAGCAUCGUGAACGCAAGCAACAAAGCUUUGCAGAGUCAAUUCUCCGUCGCUUGGAAGAGAAAUAGUUAGAUAUGUACUAUUGUUGUUUAUCGUUUUCCAUUUAUUAGAUGGAGAUUCAUAGCUAGUCCAAAAUUCAACCUUAUUGCUAUCGAAAACAAUAUCAUUUCCUCAGUAGAUUGAAAUCGCUUGAACUUCUUUGAAGAUGGUGGAUAGAAGCAAGGGCCCAAAUGAAACGAGUGUGUGCACUUUGCCCAGGCCCUUUGAUUACUUUUUUGUCUUUUAUCUGGUCUCAAUGCGCACUGUUGAAGACCAGAUCUUGAACAUUUAUUACUUCAAAUUUGAAUGGAGAUGAACUCCUCCUGGUUAAGGUACAUACCUUGGCCAAUUAAUUU